Brienomyrus brachyistius is the source of this 1577-nucleotide messenger RNA. It is a transcript of the gene commd1, whose product is annotated as copper metabolism (Murr1) domain containing 1. The record is from RefSeq and is a predicted model, not a curated record. The transcript has 3 exons. Gene Ontology annotation, biological process: negative regulation of sodium ion transmembrane transport; regulation of proteasomal ubiquitin-dependent protein catabolic process; negative regulation of protein localization to cell surface. NCBI's taxonomy places the organism in Eukaryota, Metazoa, Chordata, Actinopteri, Osteoglossiformes, Mormyridae. Gene Ontology annotation, cellular component: endosome. Bases 34 to 603 code for a protein of 189 amino acids.
CGUGACCGGAGGCCGAAGCUCGCGCAAGACAGGAUGGCGGAUGUCGACAGCCUGAAGUCACUCAGCGGUUUACUAAACGGAAUAGCUCAAAAGGCAUAUUAUAAUAAUCUGGAAAUUACAGAAGAACUGCUAAAGAAUGAGCUUUAUUCAGAUCUGUCACAAGAAGAGUUUCAUGCUUUGCAUGAGAAGAUGAAGGGUCUCUUAAAGUCCAUUGCCACAGCUGAUAUGGAUCAAACCCAACUGGAGGCCUUCUUGACAGCCCAGACUAGGAAGCAGGGUGGCGGGGCAGUAAGUUCAGAGCAGGCAACCGCCCUGUCCAGAUUUUGGAAGAACCAGCGGAGCCGGAUAAGGGAGAGCCUCCUGGGGCAGAGUCGCUGGGAGCCCACUCUUCGGGGCAUGAGCUGGAGAGUGGACCUGCAGACCUCCGCUAGCAGAGGGCAGCCUGUCAGCAGCCCUGUCGCCUUGGUGGAGCUCGAGCUUGGCAGGACUGGGGAGGAUUCUGAAUUCGUGUGUAUGGAGUUCGAUGAGGUCAAAGUGAACCAAGUGCUGAGGAAGAUGACGGAGAUCCAGGAGAGCAUCGACCACAUCGUGCACCACAGCUGAAGCAGAAGUGUCCGUGCCUAGCCGGGCUCCGGGCCGACCAGACAAGUCCCUAACCCGUCCAGCUCAGGCCGGGCAGACGCUGUGUGCCUGAGGGGGUCCCACCUGUAUAGAUGGGCUUGCUUUGUCCGCAAAAGAUGCGUCGGAGAGAGAAUGGGUUGGGUUCCCCCUGCCCCUACACUUCUCUUCCUUUCCGCUAUAGACAAAGGUGGACAUUUCAGGUCCAGAAAGCAAAAAUCCAAACCAGGAUUUUGUUUCAACCAAGCAGUUGAGUCCUCUGUGUCUGUGACUCUUUAUACUCAACUGGUUGGUUGAAACAAAAUCCUGGUUUGGAUUUUUACUUUCUGGACCUGAAAUGUCCGCCUCUGCCUAUAGAUGCGGUAAAGUAGAAACCCCACCAUGUUUGUAACCAUGCUUCUGGAACGUGAAGUACUGGCUUCACUAACACUUGACAUAGCGAUAUGCAGGCGGGGGUGGCUCUCUGCUGGCUUUCUGUAGCGGCAGGUGCGUUUGUGGGUGGGGUGGGGGCAGCUCUGGUUGCAUCCUGCAGGUGAUAUGUCAGGGACGCUGCGUUUCCGCGUCCGCUCGCCCGUGGAAGGUCACCGACCUGAUCCCCUUCACCUUACUGUUAGCUGGACAUGGCCUUUCAAAUGUGUCCUGUUCCCCCCUCUCUCUCUGCUCCAUGAAGCCUGUCUCUCCCAGUAAGCACAGCUUCACCGCCCAGUAACAUCCCUCCUAAUGUUCUUUCUCGAUUCUUGUAGUUGGGGGUUGGGAGGGACGUGCCCUAAAAAUCAUCAGAAACCCUGUCUGGAUCUUUCUGUCAACAUAUUUUUGUGUGGUAUGUAACCUCAUAUGAGUCUGUAUGUUUAUAGGUCACAUUUUUUGACUUCCAUUGUGGUGGACUAUUGUUUUAGCUUUUGUAUAAAGAACUACUGUGCUGGUUGAAUCAUUGAACUUCUUUUAAAAAGUCACCGGAA